Varroa destructor (honeybee mite) is the source of this 9679-nucleotide messenger RNA. RefSeq names its product sodium/potassium-transporting ATPase subunit alpha-like. NCBI's taxonomy places the organism in Eukaryota, Metazoa, Arthropoda, Arachnida, Mesostigmata, Varroidae. Gene Ontology annotation, cellular component: plasma membrane. The record is from RefSeq and is a predicted model, not a curated record. Gene Ontology annotation, biological process: potassium ion import across plasma membrane; intracellular potassium ion homeostasis; intracellular sodium ion homeostasis. Gene Ontology annotation, molecular function: ATP hydrolysis activity; P-type sodium:potassium-exchanging transporter activity; ATP binding.
GUGUAGGUUAGGUGUGCGCCGUUUCUGGGCCCUUUAAAGCAGCAUCGCUACGCCCUCUGCGAUCCCUUGCACAUUGGCUGCAUGUGUGUAUGCGCGUGUGGCUCAUUGUGUCUCUAACUGCCUUCACUAGUAGCUGCGUCUUUAUAUGUCUGUGUAUAUGUGCGUGAGACCCUGUCUAACCGGCCGGCUUCGUGCUUUUUGCGACUAGCGUUACCUGUUAACGGCCUGCAUCGGCUGUAUGUCGCAGCAGCAUCAGCGAUGCUGAUCGCAGAGAGUAAAUGAAGACAGGCAACAGCAGUCAUUUGAGAUUCGGGGCGUCCAAUUACAGUUCGUUGCAAGACGACAAGUGCAUCAACAAGAUCGUAAGCAGGCCAGCGAGUAAGCCACAGAAUACCGCAUAAGCAAUUAUUAUCUGUUCCGGUUGUGUGGUCGCUUGUUUUUUGCUAAAGCACGCUCCAGUAUACCACUUGCUGGCCGUGUAAACGCACUGCAUUGCUAGCACCAAACCGUUCGUUGCUUCUUUGCCACCGCGAUCAAGCGCCUCUACCGAAAGCUAAAAACGAACGGUCUUUGUUGCGGCGGCCCCGUGACCGUCGUCAUCGUCGUCACCGCCGCACCGUCGCCGCCGCCGCCGCCGCUAAGGGGAAAGGGCAUACGCAGCACAAACGACAAACAUCAGCAUCAUCAGUCGCCACAGCAGACCACCCCUUUCGGCCGGCGGUAAACAGCUAACUGACCGCUGACCAACGUGUUCUGUGCCUCUGCCCGGAUCGCCAUUGUCGUGCUCGUCAUUUUACUCUGCUAUUUCGGCGGAGAGAGCGUCGGCGUCCGCCAGUUGAGGAAGAGUUGAACUUUGUGUGGCCGUUUCGUACGACUGUGCCUGUAGACGUGUGUGCCUGUCCAUUUCUCCGACUCUGUCUGGACGUGCUUUGCGUCCCUGUGUGCGCAUCUGUGUCUGCGUGUAUCUGAGUGCACUUGUGCGUCUGUUUGCGACCGGCAACGCCAGCAGCCAACACGAGCGGAGAAGCGGGCGGCGGCUACCAGCAGCAGCACGAUCACAGCAGCUAACGCCAGCUAGCUAGCGGACGGCUGGAUAGCGGUAGCAGUAGCAGCAGCAACAGCAGCAGCAGCAGCAGCAGCAGCCGCCGCCGCCGCCGCCGCCGCCGCCGCCGCCGCGGGAGACGGGAGAUGAGCAAGCGAGCGAGCGGGCGAGCGAACGAGAGAGCGAGGUGAGCCGAAAACGGAUCAUCGGACCGACCCAACCGAGCCUGGCCGCGUCGGGCAGCAACAGCAUCGGCGCCAGCACCAAAACGACCACGACGUUGAUCACCAGAGCGACGGGCAGCAGCAAGCGACGGACAUACGACCGACCCUGUCUGCCGUUUGAGCUGCUGCUGCUGCUGCUGCAACGGUGCGAGCGGCUGCAUCCCUUCCGAAUAGCGACGGAAAGGCGACGGCAGCGGCCAGUAGUAGCGGCUGCCACAGCAGAAGUAAACGAGCAGUCGCUAGCGAAAAAAAAACAACGGAACGAAGGGAAAUUAGACUCUGCCACUACUCUGAUACUGGAAGUGUCAAAUAAAGAUAACUGAACAGAGUUGACUCCAGCUCUGACUGUCCUCGAGGAAAUAGACGCGCUACAACUACGAGUACUGCCAGCGCUAUCCGGGUUGUGGCAGUCCUUAUCUGACCAGGAGAACAGGAGAACUCGGCUAGCCAAAAGGGAAACAGAACCGGGCCGGAGAACAAGAUGGGAGACAAGGACGAUCAGCUGUUUGUCUACAGGUAUUACUUACGACAGCAGCUAAAAAGAAGUAAGACAGAAGACAUAUUUUUGAAUUUUUGCCCAAAACCUAUGGCAGCCAUCACGGUAUCAAGUUGUGUUGAUUUGCUCCACGUCACCUGCUGCUAGAUCGAGAAGAGGAUGCAGACUCGCAAGCGGCAUCGUCUCACUGUGACCUUAAGUCAUAUUACGUUGUGUUACCGUUACGUCAGUCAACGAACAGCUCUAUCUUCUCGUGCUAUAACCGUGUUGUUAAUAUCCCGCCUCCACUAAAUCCCGGCGAAUUUAGUCAGCUCGUCGGAUUCAGUCCCGUGUUUGCUUCACGCUGCGCAGUACGGUCGCGGUGACAGUUAUAGAACGGCGGUGAAUAAAGGUGGUGCGCCCGACGAUGGUCGAACAGCGGACGGGCGGCCCCGUGUGGCCAAGAAGAAGGGCGAAAAGGACCUGGACGCUCUCAAGCAGGAAGUCGAGAUGGACGAGCACAAGAUCGCGCUGGAAGACCUCUACGCCCGACUGGGCACGAAUCCCACCACGGGGUUGACGAGCCAGCGGGCACGCGAGGUUCUAGAGAGGGAUGGGCCAAACGCACUUACUCCACCGAAGAAAACACCUGAGUGGGUUAAAUUUUGCAAGAAUCUCUUCGGAGGAUUUUCACUUCUUCUGUGGAUAGGUGCCGUACUGUGCUUCAUCGCCUACUCGAUCCAGGCGACUACAUUCGAAGAGCCUCCCGACGAUAACCUGUACCUUGGAAUUGUACUCGCCGUCGUAGUGAUUGUCACCGGUUGCUUCUCAUACUAUCAGGAAGCUAGAUCGUCCAAGAUUAUGGAAUCGUUCAAAAACAUGGUACCGCAAUAUGCCGUUGUUAUUAGGGACGGCCAUAAGAUGAACCUUCCCGCCGAAGAAGUUGUGGCCGGAGAUAUUGUCGAAGUCAAAGGCGGCGACAGAGUUCCUGCCGAUAUGCGUGUUAUUCAGGCACAAGGCUUUAAGGUGGACAACUCUUCACUGACAGGAGAAUCUGAGCCUCAGACGCGUUCCCCGGAAAUGACGAACGAGAACCCACUGGAAACCAGGAAUCUUGCAUUCUUCUCCACCAACUGUGUCGAAGGAACCGGACUAGGCGUGGUGAUUAACACUGGUGAUCGUACCGUUAUGGGUCGAAUUGCCAACCUCGCCUCGGGUCUGGAGAUGGGUGAGACACCUAUUGCACGUGAAAUUGCCCACUUCAUUCAUAUCAUCACGGGAGUGGCCGUAUUCCUGGGAGUGUCCUUUUUCAUCAUUGCCUUUAUCCUUGGAUACCACUGGCUUGAUGCUGUCAUCUUCCUUAUCGGAAUCAUCGUAGCCAACGUACCCGAAGGACUACUGGCCACCGUAACAGUAUGCCUGACUCUGACCGCUAAACGUAUGGCUGCCAAGAACUGCCUCGUGAAGAAUCUCGAGGCUGUCGAAACCCUUGGCUCCACCUCGACCAUUUGUUCCGACAAGACCGGCACUCUUACCCAGAAUCGUAUGACUGUCGCCCACAUGUGGUUUGACAACCAGAUCAUUGAAGCGGAUACCACUGAAGAUCAGUCUGGCGUACAGUAUGACAAGACUUCGACCGGCUGGAAGGCCUUGGCCCGCGUAUGCAUGCUCUGCUCACGUGCCGAGUUUAAAUCGGGACAAGAGAACGUGCCAAUUUUGAAGCGCGAGUGCUCCGGAGAUGCCUCUGAACAAGCCAUUCUCAAGUGUAUGGAGCUUGCAGUCGGCAAUAUUUCCUCCUACAGACAGCGCAACCACAAGAUCUGCGAAGUACCAUUCAAUUCAACCAACAAAUACCACGUCACUAUUCACGAGACCGAGGAUCCCGACGAUCCUAGCUAUGUUCUUUGCAUGAAGGGUGCCCCCGAGCGUAUCCUCGACCGCUGCGGAACAAUAUUCAUCAACGGCAAGGAGAAGGUUCUCGAUGAAGAGAUGAAAGAGGCCUUCAACAACGCCUAUCUGGAACUGGGAGGACUGGGAGAACGCGUCAUUGGCUUCUGCGACUUCAAACUCCCUGCCGACCAGUAUCCCAAGGGUUACCCAUUCGAUGCUGACGAGCAGAAUUUCCCUCUGACCAACCUCCGUUUCCUUGGUCUCGUAUCUAUGAUUGAUCCUCCCCGUGCGGCCGUACCAGACGCUGUUGCUAAAUGCAGAUCCGCUGGUAUCAAAGUUAUCAUGGUAACCGGCGAUCACCCAAUCACUGCCAAAGCUAUUGCGAAGGCCGUCGGAAUUAUUUCAGAGGGCAACGAAACCGUUGAAGAUAUUGCCCAGCGCAUGAACAUUCCUGUCGAAGAAGUUAACCCACGGGAUGCGAAAGCUGCCGUCAUUCACGGCUCGGAGCUUCGUGACAUUCAAACCGAACAGCUCGACGAUAUUCUACGACACCACAGCGAGAUUGUAUUUGCGCGAACUUCACCCCAACAAAAGUUGAUCAUUGUCGAAGGUUGCCAACGCUUGGGCGCCAUUGUCGCUGUAACCGGUGACGGUGUGAACGAUUCACCUGCCCUGAAGAAGGCCGAUAUCGGAGUCGCUAUGGGUAUUUCCGGCUCUGAUGUAUCAAAACAGGCUGCCGACAUGAUCUUGCUUGACGAUAACUUCGCCUCAAUUGUUACAGGCGUUGAAGAGGGUCGACUAAUUUUCGAUAAUCUGAAAAAGUCUAUUGCGUAUACGCUCACAUCUAAUAUCCCCGAAAUUUCUCCUUUUCUUCUAUUCAUUCUCGCUGAUGUCCCAUUACCGCUGGGAACUGUCACCAUCCUCUGUAUUGAUCUUGGUACCGACAUGGUUCCCGCUGUUUCACUUGCUUACGAACAAGCCGAAUUGGACAUCAUGAAGCGUGCCCCUCGCGACCCGAAAAAGGAUAAACUUGUAAAUGAGAGAUUGAUUUCGAUCGCGUACGGUCAGAUCGGUAUGAUGCAGGCCGCUGCCGGUUUCUUCGCCUAUUUUGUGAUCAUGGGUGAAAAUGGCUUUUGGCCAUCGCGUCUCCUCGGCCUCCGUAAAGAGUGGGACUCAAAGGCGGUGAACGACCUCGAGGAUUCGUACGGACAGGAAUGGACGUACCACCACCGCAAAGCACUCGAGUUCACCUGCCACACUGCCUUCUUUGUCUCGAUUGUUAUCGUGCAAUGGGCCGAUCUUGUGAUCUGUAAGACACGACGUAACUCAAUUGUGCACCAGGGCAUGCGCAAUCACGUGCUGAACUUCGGUCUAGUCUUCGAGACAGCCCUGGCUGCUUUCCUCUCGUAUUGUCCAGGCAUGGAUAAAGGUCUGCGCAUGUAUCCACUCAAGAUCAACUGGUGGUUGCCGGCUAUUCCAUUCUCGAUUCUAAUUUUUGUGUAUGACGAGAUCCGUCGUUAUAUUCUCCGCAGAAACCCUGGUGGGUGGGUCGAACGCGAGACCUAUUAUUAAAUUGCACCUCUGGAAACACAAGCUGCAAUCGGGGGCUGCGUGGGGACUCUGCUGUCGCUGUACUAAUGUCACGUUCUGGGAUUUGACCGUACUGUUCCAGUUGACAAAGGAAUCGGACAUUAGAUCGAAAAUUAGCGACUACAACUUAAAACAACCACACCGCGGCCAUAUUAUAGCUCAAACGUUAACAUAUGCCAGCUAGACGAUAGGCACCUGUACAAGAGUUGGCAGAGGGAACGGCUAAUUCGUACGCGCUUGCGAAUUCAACCAUUAGUCAGUUAUUACGAAGGUGAAAAAGUGAGCAAAAAUCUGAAUUAACAUACGAAAGCGAAAAUGAGUUACUAAAAGAUUGAAAAGAAGCAAGAAAUAUUUGACACAUGUUGCCACUCAGCAGACCACGUAGCUGACGAUUAUAUCAGAAGCACUUACAACAACAACAACCACUGCAAACUACAACGCAAGCGAACAACAGUUGGACUAUGUCGUUACAUACUGUACGAACUACGAGCGUUACUUUUGCCGUAGACAUGCCUAAGCAAGAUGUUUUUAGACAAAAAAACAAAAUGAAAGCACUUGUUUCCGCUAUGAAGUUUUAAUAACGAUUACAAAAAUUCUAUUGAUGAUGAAAAUAAAAACAAACGAGAAUGAUGUGAUUAUAGGCUACCCAAUAGCCUUCUUCGAGUUGCAUUAUUAAGGCCUCUCCCGGCGGCGGCGUCUCCCGGUCAACUUGCUCAAUAUGCCAACCCUCUAGGGGAUACCCGACGCAAGCUGACGAGUUCGGCAGUCACACCCAGUACUACCAUUAUUACGCGGCCGCUCGCCAUUCUGUUCGACCCUCCACUGACGAAUUCUCGAUACCAGCCAAUUGUUCCAAAUAACGACAGAAAUCGAAGCUAUUGUGGUGCACAGUAGUGUGUAAGAACUAGACACAAUUAAACAUAGCCACACAAUGCAACCAAAAACAGCAACAGCAGCGGUAGAAAUUGUUGCAACAAGAAGAAGAAAUCAUCUUGAGAAUUAGAGGCCACCCCACUUCGUGGUGGCUGCUUGACUGCUUGUCGUCGAGCAAUGCAAAAAUGAUCGACCGAGACCACUAAAUCGGCGAAGUUUCCUGUUUCAUUGCAACAACAAUAACAACAACAAGUGGGAGCGACCUGCACAAGGCCACGACUCUGCGCGGCCAACGGGUCGGCCGCUGAACCGGCCACCGCCGCUGCUGUUCGUGCUGCUGAGCUUUCUCCUCUAAAUGAUAAAAAGGUAACAAAAGCAAAGAAGAUAGCUGUUGUAACCUUAAGCAAAAGAAUUAUAGAGCGCAAGUACGAGAGUUAGAUCUUAAGUAGAAACAAAAAAAUAUAUAUACAAAAAAAGUAUGUGUGUAAACAAGCGAGCAAGAAAUAGCGAGAGAAAGCGACUUCGAGAGAGAAAGGGGAUGUGAGGGUCAAGAAAAAUUUCGAGUGAAAUUAAGACAGGUGAACCGUUCGACUCGAAUGCUUUAGACGGUGUCAUCAUCUUAUCGGCGAUCCAUCGAAGAUUACUGCCAUUAUGACAACAUUCUAAGACUAUGAGCGAAAAAAUUAUGACAUCGAUCUCAGCCAACUGUUGAUAUUCCAAUACGAAGUGAAACAGCAAAGACAAACGAGUAUGAUUAUUCAAAAACCAACAACAAUAACAUACCAAAAUAAAGUCGGUACGUAGCCGAGGCUUGCAGCCUCAAUAAAUGGUCGCCUAUUAGCGGUAACCGUCAACGAUUUCAAACAUCGGUCCAAUUAGUACUGUACAUCAGCAGGCGGUGCAACAAGACAUACCCAAUCUCGAUUCCGCGUCGUACAUCCGUACAAACUGUAGUACACUAACCAUCAUAGAGAAACUUACACACGUAAUAAUUAUGUCGUCUUUACGUUCGGAUAAAAGUGAAUUGUUGCUGUUCCCAAUAUCCACAGAUCGUACUUUUAGCCGGUGAACAAAAUUAUAAUGAAACCACAACAAUGGCAAACACAGCAACAUAACCAAGAGCCGCGGCAGAAGAUACUAAAGCACGUAAUGCGACGAGUAGGAAAAUCUCUGGCGUCCCCCCGCUGUCUAGGCAGGAACAGCGUGUCAGACGGGCGACUUUUUUCCUGUGUGUGCCCUAUGAAUGCACAGAUUAGUAGAAGCUUUAAAUCGAUCUAUAGUUCAUAGCAGAAAAGUAGAUGGCCAUUCAACCCAACACUGCUAGACACAUGCGAGCAGACGACCAAACGUUACUAGAGCCUUCUGCUACGAAACAUCAACAAAAAACUAACGAACCAUGCGACAUUCGUUGUACAACUUAUGCCGCCAGUUACGUCGUUCAUCAACUUCACACACAGGAAACACUUCUGUUUAGCAAGAAACUAAUACUAUAUUAUACUGCGAUUGCCUGUACUUUUAUGAGCCUUUCUUGCCUGCACAAAACUGUGAACAGUAAAAGCAAACUGCCCCUGAUGGAUUAACCAUUCGUUAAUCAAUUUAGUUUUGUGUCCGGCGUACCGAUGUGCGUAUUGUCAAAAGGCUGUGGAGGCUAGAUCACCCCAAAGCGUUCCGAUAAAGUUGAAUCAUAAGAAAAGGUGAGAUUUGCUCUAGAAUUAUGGUCGUGACAAUUUGUUCAUGCGGAAACAGAUCUUCCAUACCGAAUGUAGUGUCAUCGAAGAUACCUACUGGGUUAAAUAAUAAACACAAAUAAUCAAUCGGUCGCUCGAAUGCUUUGAGAGCAACUAUUGAUCUAGAGUAAAGCUCUAAGAACAAUUAGUGCGAUUUAAGAAACUUAGGACUGCUUUUUAAAUAAUCAUUAAGAAUGAACAAAUAAUUUAUGAACGAACUAUUAGUAAUCAAGCAGAUUAUAGAUGAAUGCGGGAUGUUUGUUCCGAUGCUCGAAUCGAUUAAGUCGUCAUUAACCCAUUUCACUCCCGAUGCUUGUUCUACCCUUAACAGGGCCGGAAUUGCUACUUGUUUUUUAAUUUUCUUUUCAACUCUAUACAUGAUGUUGUUAGCAUUAAAUAUCACAGCGUAUGGCGCAAUGCCACACAAACCUGAUUGAUCAAUUGACCUAGAAGCACUCGCGUCUCAUUGGUGAUUCUUUCGUCAUCGAGUCAUUACGUCGUUAUACGUAAUAGCGUUUCUCAAAACAUCCAUAAAUAUAUGAUGGGUAUAUGUAUCGUUAAAUCGUAUCGUAUGAGUAUAUGUAAAGAUUAUCUUUACUGUCAACAAUAAAACCUCCUCUUCGUUCAAGGUACUUUUUCUAUGUACGGCUGUUUUUAUCUUCAACAGCUCUAACUAAAAGCCAUUCGUCCCUUAAAUGCUUAGCUAACAGUUGAGCUCUUAGAACGUGUGCGCUAAAGAAUCAUCUUCAGCUGCCUUGCUCGCGUUGACCCAGCUAAAUCAGCGUUUUCAGACAGAGGUAGGACUACCCUAGAUUGCGUUUCAAGGUAGGUAGAGGAGCAAUGUAUACUAUAUCAUAACCCACAUACUUGGCCAGUGCGAUUCACCGAAAGAAAUCGGUUGAAACAGAUGCGAAACGAAUAACUGUCCCAGCCAAUCAGCUAUUGUCAGAAAAAUAUUCAUCGAGUCGAUCCAGUUUCUUGCGAAAGAAGUCAACGGACAACGCAGUUCUUUAUCGCCAUCAAUUUCUCCACUGCAGAAGAUGCCCCUCUCACAACAUGUCACUUGACAAAUGACAAAACAAUGACGACAACAACAACAGGCUGGAAAUAACAUCCAUAAGAACAGCAAAGUGCAAUAUAAACAUUUAACAUUGACAACCAUGACACACAGAGCGAAAGAACUAGCAGGUCAUGAGGAAAAAAGCGAUAUAUAUAUAUAUAUAUAUAUAUAUCUACAAAUAACAUAGAAAUGAAGUAUUAGUAUCUAUAUAUAUGUUAACCAAUAUAUUGACGAAUUGGGUGUCUGUAUAAAAGUUUAGCGUGUGUGCUUGCGAAUAUAGCGAUGAUGAUGAUGAUGAUGAUGAUGAUCGUGGCGAUGAUGAUGAUGAUGAAGGCGUUCGGUGUCGAAGUAAUGCCAGUGGCAACGAUGUUUAGGGAAUCGAGCAAAGGUAGAAGGUAAACACAGAUCUUGCUGAUUCACACAAUCGUGAUCGCACGUGACCGUAGGUUGAUCGAUCGUGACGAGACAUUCGUCUCAACCCUGGAAGGAAAAAGGCAAAGCUUCCACAAUGAUGAAACAGAAUCUGGUCUGUGUUUAGUGAUUACGGUGAUGAUAAAAACAAUAUUCGUGAACUGAAAAUGUUGAUGAUGUGAAUAACGACGGAGGCCAUUCUAUUAAUUAUAUCUACUAUCACAACUACUAAUUACCACAACUGUACUACUAGUACUAGAUCUGUACUAGUAGGGCUAAAAUGGUGAAAAGCUGAUGACUGAGAUCGAUGGGAUGAGAUGGUGAAACUGAUAAUAUAAAUCAAAAGUUCAACACCGACAACAAAAAAAAAAAAAAAAAAAAAAACUA